Gaeumannomyces tritici R3-111a-1 is the source of this 1340-nucleotide messenger RNA. RefSeq names its product acetolactate synthase small subunit. The record is from RefSeq and is a predicted model, not a curated record. Gene Ontology annotation, cellular component: acetolactate synthase complex; mitochondrial nucleoid. Bases 116 to 1054 code for a protein of 312 amino acids. The transcript is spliced from 3 exons. NCBI's taxonomy places the organism in Eukaryota, Fungi, Ascomycota, Sordariomycetes, Magnaporthales, Magnaporthaceae. Gene Ontology annotation, molecular function: acetolactate synthase regulator activity. Gene Ontology annotation, biological process: branched-chain amino acid biosynthetic process.
UUUGACACUUUCCUCGCGACUCUCCAAAUCACACAGCCCUCACAGCUUCACCGAAUUCCUCUUUUCUUUGCCUGUCCUCGUCCAACGACGGGAAUCUCUGGCCGAAGCGGAGCAGAUGGCUUCCCGGGGCCUGCUUCUCUCGCCGUCAUGGCGCGCGGCCUCGACCGCCGCCCUGAGGCCGGCGGCGAGAUACAGCAGCUCCACCUCGGCCAUUGCCUACAAGGCCCUGCGCCGCCGCCAAGCCCCGCUCCCCGUGAGCGACGCCACGCCGUCAUGGUCAGCUCAGGCAGCCGUGUCCAACAUCCUCUACGAGACCCCGACCCCGUCCAUGGUGCCCCCGAAAAGGCACGUCCUCAACUGCCUCGUCCAGAACGAACCCGGAGUGCUCUCGCGCGUGUCGGGCAUCCUGGCCGCGCGCGGCUUCAACAUCGACUCCCUCGUCGUUUGCAGCACCGAGGUCGAGGACCUGUCGCGCAUGACCAUUGUCCUCACCGGCCAGGACGGCGUGGUCGAGCAGGCGAGGCGGCAGCUGGAGGAUCUAGUCCCAGUGUGGGCCGUUCUGGACUACACCAAUGCGGCGCUUGUCCAGCGCGAGCUUCUGCUCGCCAAGAUCAACAUCCUGGGCCCUGAGUACUUCGAGGAGCUCCUCGCCCAUCACCGCGAGAUCACCGCCGCCGAGCCCGACAUCACCGGGGUGCAGGAUGCGUCGGAGCAGACGUUGGCGGAGCUGGCACGGGACUUUCAUCCCCGCAAGCUGGCGACGAGCGAGGCGCUCAGGCAUAAACACGAGCACCUCAAGAGCAUCACCUACUUCACGCACCAGUUCGGAGGCAAGGUUCUGGACAUCAGCACCAACAGCUGCAUAGUUGAAAUCUCCGCCAAGCCUUCCAGGAUUCAGUCCUUCCUGAAACUCAUCGAGCCGUUUGGAAUUCUGGAGUCGGCCAGGACCGGACUUAUGGCUCUUCCUAGGUCUCCCCUGUAUGGAGCCGAGGACGAGGCUCUCAUCAAGGAGGCGGACGAUGUUGUCGACGCGAGCCAGCUUCCUCCUGGAUAAAUUCGCGCGGAAGUGCAGCGUGUUUAUCUGGUUGACAUGUACCUAUUCAAGUUAGCCGGCAACCAAUGUAGCGCCGUGAUCUAUGAUGUAGGCAGUUCCGCUGGUGGUUUACUCGCCUAUGCAUGACCCCGACAUUCUUCCGCCAAAUUGGGCGCACACAUGACGCUCACUUAUUGAGCACAAUACUGUCCAGCUCAAGCUAUGCUAUGCAUGCCAUAUUACAGUUCACCAGUACAAUCGACCGUCGGCCCGAGUUCGGCUAAGAUCCGCACAAAUGAGCAAACCC